GAUUUAUUUUCCUUGACUAUAAAGAUGUCCAUCCUCACCUUAACACAGAAUCUCUCACUUUGUUUCUUCUUGCCCUCUCUAUUGUUCCCAAAAUCCCCUGUUCCCUGUGUGCCUCGAUAUCCAAGUUGCUGCUGUAUCUGAAGCCUUUCAACCCAUUUCCGUUUCUUGUUCUCGCAUUUGAGGUAGCCUCUCUUCAUCUCAUUCAUCAUGGACAGAGAAUUGCCUGUGGACAUCAGCGGAGAAGCUGCACCUUCUUCUUUCGAAGCCCAGCAUAGUUUCGGCCUCCAUUACCAGACCCCCCAUUUUCUGCCUGUCCGCAUCAAAGUCUCAGAUGAGGCAAACGAGCCCAAUGAGCCUGAGGAUUUCUACGGGGUUCGUAUUGACCAAACCGACGAAGAACGGAUCGAACAGAUGCUCUCCGAAGCGAUGAACACGCCUCUUGACACCCCCGUUCCCGACGAGCACGACAGCUCCCAGGACCAUGACAGUAGCCCUAGUCGUAAUUUCGACACUACCAACUGCAACAUCGAUCGUCCUGACACUCCCCAGUCCACGGCCUCGACUAUCACGGAACCGUUCCCGGACUAUUACGAAUCCUGCGAAGCGAACGUACCGCCUGCGGCUGACAGGGCCCAAGAAGAAGAAGAAGAAGAAGCAUACAACUACGCCAUCUCCAAGGUUGUCGACGAGGUUAUUCGUUUCGGCGAUGUCGACAAAAGCAUCUACUUUCUGCCCUUUUCCCUUGACACCUGUGAAUCGCCGACGACUGUGAAGGGGAUCGAGCCCGUUCCCCCGGCAGUUUAUGAGCAUGUGGGCCACGAUGGCAGGUUCACGGAGAUGGAGGCUCGCAAGAUGCAUCUAUGCGACCAGAUCCAGUACAUUUUGCUCAAAUCCGACAUCAAGUUUUCCCUGCGCAAGCGGUUCACGGCGCUCACCAACAUGAUCAUCGAAAUGGAAUACGUGUUCUGGCGCGGCAAGGGAUUCCCUCGGGACUUUCUGCCGUUCCUGACGCCCGAGGAGCUUUUCAAGGUCAAGGGCUUCGCUAUUGAAAUCGUUCUGUAUGCUUGUCGUCUGGGAUCGAUCCUCCACGAGGAGGCGAGGAACGCCAAUCGCGUGCGGCACCUGGUUGCGGAAAUCGCAAACGAGAAGGACAAGUCUGUGUUGAUUCGGUUCAGGAAUAUGUCUCAGAUUAUUCUUCAGCACUCAUUUAGUAACCUCACCAAACCGCGGUCCAUGGAACAGCAUCUCCUGGAAGUGUUUUACGAAAUCUACACUCGCUACUUCUAUCAUGAUUUCAUGGUCUUCUUCAACCAUUACAUCCAGCAGGCUGACUACAUUAUCCCCGAAUUGGCGGAUCUCCACCGCAUAUCGGUUGCGACUGAGGACAUCCUUCGCCAGGGCAUUUACGACUACAACGCUGUUGCGGCGGUCAACCUGGACAUUAAGGAUCGUUUUCUGCAGCCGGCGUUCGCUCAGUUAUCCGAGGGUCCUGCGAUCUGGCAGCAGUGCGUUAUGGAGCGUCAGUGUUUGGAUGAGUCCGCGGAGGCGGCUCCUGAAGAUGAGCAUCAUCAGCGUGAAUGAUUGGAGUUUUAUUGGGAUAUCUGAUUGAAUAAGUGCAGGUGGCAUACAUGUGGAUGAUGAGGGGGGAAGAGAGAGAGAGAGAGAGAGAGAGAGAGAGGAAGGAAGGACUCGAGGUUCAAGGUACAAUGAUAGUACUAGUCAUGGUUGACGAGAUGUAUGAAACGAGACGAAUAUCUAC
Aspergillus ochraceoroseus IBT 24754 is the source of this 1759-nucleotide messenger RNA. RefSeq lists its product as uncharacterized. Bases 208 to 1581 code for a protein of 457 amino acids. Lineage: Eukaryota; Fungi; Ascomycota; Eurotiomycetes; Eurotiales; Aspergillaceae. The record is from RefSeq and is a predicted model, not a curated record. The transcript is spliced from 2 exons.